This is a messenger RNA of Batrachochytrium dendrobatidis JAM81, 1061 nucleotides long. RefSeq lists its product as uncharacterized. The coding region runs from base 1 to 945 and encodes 314 amino acids. The transcript has 2 exons. NCBI's taxonomy places the organism in Eukaryota, Fungi, Chytridiomycota, Chytridiomycetes, Rhizophydiales. The record is from RefSeq and is a predicted model, not a curated record.
AUGUCGGAAACCUCCAAACACUUUACUGUCGAUGCUAUCCCCGACCUUACUGGAAAGGUUGUUAUGGUAACAGGAGGAAACACUGGAAUUGGCUAUGAAAUGUGUUUAGAGCUGGCUCGCAAAGGAGCACAGGUUGUCAUGGCAUCUCGCUCAGCGGAUCGAGCUGCAGCUGCCAUUGCUCGUAUUAAGCAACAACUCCCCCAGGCAUCUAUCGAGUUUAUGCAUCUUCAACUUUCAGAUCUUCACCAGGUCCAAAAGGCAUCUUCAGAGUAUAUUGCAUCAGGAAAGCCGUUAAAUAUUCUGAUCAACAAUGCUGGUAUCAUGGCUUCGCCAUUUAAGCUCAGUAUGGAUGGGAUUGAAGAACAGUUUGCAACCAAUCACGUUGGACAUUUUCUGCUGACCACGGCGCUUUUGCCUGUGUUGCUAAAGAGUCAUGACGAUAAGGAUAUGCCGAGGAUUGUCAAUGUGUCGUCGAAUUACCAUAACAAGGCACCUUUACCCCAAGGUAUUCGAUUUGACAAGAUUAAUGAUCCAGGCGAUCAGGACAUUUGGCAACGAUAUGGCCAGAGCAAACUAAGCAACAUUCUAUUUUCCAACGCACUGAACAAGCGAUAUGGUGAUCGUAUUUAUAUCAACAGUGUUCACCCAGGAUUUGUCAAGACAGAACUGACACGAGGACCAACUGCUAGUUAUGGCGCAUGGUUUACACCUUUGAUGUGGGUUGCAAAAGCGAUUGGGGCUAUUUCAUCUCAGCAGGGAGCACUUACUCCUCUUUAUGCAGCCACAUCACCAGAUAUUGUCAAAAACAACGCCAAAAACAGAUACUUUGUGCCAAUUGCGAUUGAUUCUCCAGAGGGACUGACAGAUCUUGCCAAGAGUGAUGAUCUUGCAGAACAAUUAUGGAAAUUUACGGAUAAGCUUGUCAAACAGAAACUCGGUCUUUGAAGCUGUCUUUUGUGAUGCAUGUACAUUUUGGCUCAAUCUAUAGACAAGUCUUGGUUUGAAACAAUGUGUCAGCUUUAUUUUCUUAUUUUGAAUAAAAGCAUGAUUUAUUCAUAUUC